CUGGUCCAGAAGAGCCAAGAUGGCCGACUUUGAGGAACAACUCACUGAUGAGGAAAAGGUGCGUGUAGCUGCCAAUUUCGUCCUCCACGCUCCUCCAGGAGAGUUUAACGAAGUCUUCAAUGACGUGCGGCUACUGCUCAACAAUGACAAUCUUCUCAGGGAGGGGGCGGCGCAUGCCUUUGCCCAGUACAACAUGGAUCAAUUCACCGCUGCCAAACUUGAAGGAUAUGAGGAUCCGGUCUUGAUCACAGAGCACGGGGACUUGGGCCAUGGGCGCUUCUUUGACCCCCGGAACAAGGUGUCCUUCAAGUUCGACCACCUGAGGAAAGAAGCCAGCGACCCGCAGCCUCAUGAGGGUGAGGCAGCCCUACGGCCCUGGAGGGAGGCCUGUGACCAGGCUCUGAAGGCAUACGUCAAAGAGCACUACCCCAGUGGCAUGUGCACGGUCUACGGGAAGACCAUUGAUGGGCAGCAAACCAUCAUUGCCUGCAUUGAGGGUCAUCAGUUUCAACCCAAAAAUUUCUGGAACGGCCGCUGCAGGUCUGAGUGGAAGUUCACCAUCGGCCAGUCCUCCACUGAGGUGGUGGGAGUCCUCAAGAUUCAGGUGCAUUACUAUGAAGACGGCAACGUCCAGCUGGUCAGCCAUAAGGAUGUGCAGGAGUCAAUGACAGUGUCUAAUGAGACUCAGACUGCUAAGGAGUUUGUGAAAAUCAUUGAAAAUGCAGAAAAUGAGUACCAGACGGCAAUCAGUGAGAACUACCAGACCAUGUCGGACACCACCUUCAAAGCCUUACGCCGGCAGCUACCCGUCACCCGCACCAAGAUCGACUGGAACAAGAUCCUCAGCUACAAGAUUGGCAAGGAAAUGCAGAACGCCUAGAUGGGCGUGCACGUGCCCGCUGGCAUUCCAGACAUGCGCACAGGCAAAACGAGAGAGAAGAGCAAAGGAGAAACUACAGGAGACUGAGCAGAGUAGAAGGUGCGGUUUGCAGGAGUAUGGUCCCGUGUGUUUAUUUUUCUGUUGAUAUUUCUAAGAAGCCAAGGUUUGAAUUUUUUUUUUUUUUUUUCUUCGAGAAAGGAUGACUUCGCCUUCCUCGGCCUACCAGAAAGGUAGCCCGCCGCUUUAAUGGGUCAAGCGCUUCAGCUAAGCUGCGGCUCUUGUCACGAUUCGAACAAAUCUCUGCAGUUGAUGCCAUGGCAGUUUAACCGGUCUCUCCUUCAGUGUUCAUCAUUUGGUUCUUGUUUCCACAGCUUUUAAGAAAAUGUUUUCUUCUUUUCCAACUUUCCUUGCAACCUGCUCUCAGCCCACGUUCCAUAGGCUGGUGAGACGUAGGUGCCACAGGUAGCAGUCAGUCGGCAUCUGCAUGUUCAGCAGGCCCUUAGCUCUUCCACAAGGCAGCGCUUUUCUCCUCACAGUUUAAGGCAUGCUAUGCCCCAGCCUGUCCGCACCUGCAUAACACUUGCACACGACACACACGUCACCUCGUACUUGUAAAGUGAGUUCCCCCUCAAAAGUUAAAAAAAAAAUCUGUUAAGCAAAUUUUGUCCUCAUCAAGCUCUUUCCCAUGGUAAAGAUCUCCAUAAUCGAGUUGCGUGACAUGCUAAACGUAUAUAUGUAUAUGUAUACAGAUUUUUAUAUAUGAUUAUGCAUUGUUUUGGUUUAUUCAAGUCUUAAAGUGGCAUCCCCUAGCAUAGUGUCUUGUGCUUCUUUUGACACUCCUUGUCCAAAUAUGCUAUUGUAUCGCAAUCCACAAAAACAAGUUCUUCUUCCAGGCAUCUGCACAUUACCAAGAGCUGGUCCCCUCUGUCUAUGCUCGCCAGCUGUGUUGCAGUGUUACUGUGCUCCCUGCCUGCUGCCCCCUUCUGGUGUAAAGUAUAAGUGCAAAUAAUAAAGAGGGUCAAUCAAGUCAUCCAGUUUCUGUAAAUGUCCAGUCUCCUUCCCUGGCUGUUGUUGCUCUUUUUUUUCCUUUUUUACAAAAUGUAAGAGCAAACAUGUAUAAUUCAAAAGGAAUAAAGGA
Molecule: messenger RNA, 2018 nt
Organism: Megalops cyprinoides (Indo-Pacific tarpon)
Lineage: Eukaryota; Metazoa; Chordata; Actinopteri; Elopiformes; Megalopidae
Gene: capza1a
Product: capping actin protein of muscle Z-line subunit alpha 1a
Exons: 10
Coding region: 20-880 (286 amino acids)
Biological process (GO): barbed-end actin filament capping; actin cytoskeleton organization
Cellular component (GO): actin cortical patch; F-actin capping protein complex
Molecular function (GO): actin filament binding
Source: RefSeq, a predicted model, not a curated record